UCGUCCAACGAGUCACUUCAACACCACAACUCAUUCGGAGUCAUAUCAUUGAAAUACAAAAAUGGAGAACUCGUCGAGCUACACCCACAAGAAGUUUGCCGUCAGCAAGCGGAAACGGGAAGAGGACCAGGACAAGGAGAACCUAACUCAGCAGUCGGAGCAGCCGAUCUUCAAGCGACGCCAGACACAGGGAUUCUUCCGACCUUGGUUGGAUAAUGAGCAGAACCAACAGGCGGAGAAGGAGACGUCACCGAUGGCAAAGCCCAGUGGCCCAGGAUACUCAGUGAGCCAGUACCGUGCCAACAUGGUGCGCCGCAGUCAGACCCAUCGCCAGCGAAGCCCCAAGGAGCAGAUGCGCCGGGAUAGAAACACCCUGGCCUGCCUUCUCAGCCGGCGUGCCAAGCAGGCUCAGGAGGAGCAAGUGGGUCAGCAGUACGAGCAGUAUCGGAGCCACCAUGCCGCCAUGCUGGAACAGCAGGUGCGCCUCAGUCUCUACUAUCGCCACAUCCUCCAGCAGGCGGUGUUCCAGCGUGCGAUCAAUCCGGCACCGGGUCACAUUCUGCCGCAGCAGCAACAGCAGUUCCUCCAGCAGAUGGCCCUCUCCCAGCAGAUGCUCAUCUUUGGUGGCCAGCACUGCUGACCGUUCAAAAUAUCAUAAUCAGCGACUAUGGAUAGCCCAAUCAUGUGAUUUAGUUUAUUAAGCCUUAAUUAUUAAUAUUUAUU
Drosophila sechellia is the source of this 723-nucleotide messenger RNA. RefSeq names its product protein Mabiki. Lineage: Eukaryota; Metazoa; Arthropoda; Insecta; Diptera; Drosophilidae. Bases 62 to 640 code for a protein of 192 amino acids. The transcript has a single exon. The record is from RefSeq and is a predicted model, not a curated record.